Paramecium sonneborni is the source of this 333-nucleotide messenger RNA. Lineage: Eukaryota; Ciliophora; Oligohymenophorea; Peniculida; Parameciidae. The record is from the annotation of a GenBank genome assembly.
AUGAUAGACAAGAACAAUUCUUUUGUAACCUUUCAUUUUUAGCUCUAAACUAUUCAAAAGUAUCUAAUAUUUAUUAAAUUAAUAUAUAUUUUAAUUAAUAUUUUGAAAGGGAGAAUGAAUUCCUUAAAUAUAGAAAAAAAUAAAUUUAUGAAGAGAGCAAUUGAACGCAAAUCUCAAAGAGAGAUGAAUUUAAGUCAAAAUAUUAUUUUAUCAGACAAAGAAAUAGAAAUUGAAGAUUUUGAUUCUCCAACAACCUUAAAUUUAUAAAUACCGAUCUUUAGUCCAACUAAAAUGAUAUUUUCUUUACCCAGAUCUGCUGGCACAAUCAAAUGA